AUGUAUGUGUACUUGGUAUCACGAUGGCGUCGAUGGACGCUCAUACUGGUAUUAAUCUUGACACUAUUGCUCCAAACGGCCAAUGGUCGUCUUCUUUUACGUGAGAAUUAUGGUGAUCAAACGAACGAGAAUGCAGCUUUUGGACUGAACUCACUAGGUGAUGUGGACAUGGGAGUUGUCACGACUAACUCGACCCAGAAACUCACGACGGUGACGAAGAGCCUGUGGAAUUCAGACAGCAACCCCAAGGAUGUCAAUCAAGUAAACAGUGACACGUCUGUUUCAUUCAAUAGUUUAGUAAAGGUGACGACACCUAUGCCGAUUGUACAAACUACCGCGUCGAGUACGUCAGCGUCCAUAGACUGCGACAUUAUGACUUUGAACGAUUCCAGUAGCAAGAUACAUACAGGGAAUUUGAACCACGGUGACGACGGAUACGAUGGUAUUGAUAAUUCGGUUAAUCAUGUAUCAUACAACGCCGGUGAUGGUAACAGCUUGGACAGCAAGUCGACUAACGACGAGAUGACCCCUAAAGUGGGUACUCCUAACAUGGCAACAGCUCAUAUGCCUACCCAAUCACCGACUCUGCCGUCUACACAGUCACCGGUUCUGCCCGCUACACAGUCAGCUCUUGCGCCUACCCCAUUAACGAAUUUGCCCUUUACACAGUCAACUCAUGCGCCGCCAACUAAUGCACCGCCAACCAAUCGCCGCCAACUAAUGCACCGCCAACCAAUGCGCCGCCAACUAAUUGUGAUAGCUGAGGAGUCCAACUCCAUUAAUAAUGCUGCGACGUUGGAAAACAAGCCAACAUCAGCUAAUUCGACGACAGCAAACAGGUCUUUUGACCAAACGAUUAUUGUAGUUAGUGUUGGUGUCGUUGGUGCUAUUGGCUCACUGCUUAUGAUUGUUUCGCGCAAGGUAAUGAAGGAGUUACGUGAUGAUAAGGACUUGGAGGAUUCCAGUAUUAUCUAG
Messenger RNA from Peronospora belbahrii, 975 nucleotides. NCBI's taxonomy places the organism in Eukaryota, Oomycota, Peronosporomycetes, Peronosporales, Peronosporaceae. The record is from the annotation of a GenBank genome assembly.